Messenger RNA from Aethalodelphis obliquidens (Pacific white-sided dolphin), 393 nucleotides. It is a transcript of the gene S100Z, whose product is annotated as S100 calcium binding protein Z. NCBI's taxonomy places the organism in Eukaryota, Metazoa, Chordata, Mammalia, Artiodactyla, Delphinidae. Gene Ontology annotation, molecular function: calcium-dependent protein binding; calcium ion binding. The transcript has 3 exons. The record is from RefSeq and is a predicted model, not a curated record.
AUGAGAAAACCCUCCCGCCGUGGCCGCCAUCAGGCACCGGAGACCUUUUUUGCACUGCUUGACUUCACAGCUAUUACUAUUGCAGCCAGUCUGGAGAUUGCCAUGGACACCAUGAUUAGAAUCUUCUGCUACUCCUGCAAGGAGGGGGACAGGUUCAAGAUCAACAAGGGGGAGCUGAAAAUGCUCUUGCAGCGACACCUCACAGAAUUCUUCCCGUGUCAAAAGGAUCCUGAGUUGGUUGAUAAGAUAAUGUAGGACCUGGAUGCCAAUAAGGACAACAAAGUGGAUUUUAAUGAAUUCGUGGUCACUGUGGCAGCUCUGACCAUUGCUUGUAAUGAUUACUUUGUAGAACAAUUGAAGAAGAAAGGAAAGACAAGUAGUAGUUUAAUCUAA